AUGUUCUAUAUGCAGUAUAUCCUCGCCCCUUUGAUGUUCGUCAGCGCAGUCCUUGGUGCUCCUGCUGCUGAGCUCGAGACUCGUCAAUCCUGCUCGUCUUUGCAACUCGUUCAUAUUGCUGGGACCACAGAAAUUGGUCUUGGUAUUGUUGGAACACCGUUGGCAGUGGCUCUUGCAUCUGCUGUUCCUGGAACGACGACAAAGUCAAUCACGUACGACACAAUCGCCGAAUACGUGGUUACUGUCGCUGCUGGAGCUGCCAUCACUACGACCUACCUUUCCGCCCAAGCUGCAAGAUGCCCUAAUCAGCGCUUUGUUCUCAGUGGAUAUUCCAAGGGUGCUCUGGUUGUGCACAGUAUGACGCUUUCAAGCUCGCUCAAGUCCAAAAUUGCGGCGAUUCUCGUGUUCGGUGACCCAGCUCGCAACAUUAACCAACCGUGGCCGAUUAAUAACCCGAGCGUCGACCUCUCUCCCAAAGACGGAAGCUCGAGCUCGCAGAAUAUCGCAAGCUUCUGCAACUUUAGCGACCUCUUCUGCUACCCUCUUGGUGUCAGUUUGCCGGCCCAUCUCGCCUAUCCUACCGAUGGCAGCAUUCGAGUCGCGGCCAACUUUGUCAAGAACAGAGUGUAA
Molecule: messenger RNA, 630 nt
Organism: Serendipita indica DSM 11827
Lineage: Eukaryota; Fungi; Basidiomycota; Agaricomycetes; Sebacinales; Serendipitaceae
Source: the annotation of a GenBank genome assembly